Messenger RNA from Trichomonas vaginalis G3, 321 nucleotides. RefSeq names its product protein of unknown function, DUF4108 family. The record is from RefSeq and is a predicted model, not a curated record. The transcript has a single exon. The annotation marks the transcript as partial. NCBI's taxonomy places the organism in Eukaryota, Parabasalia, Trichomonadida, Trichomonadidae.
UCUACAUUUGACAAAGUUUGGAACAUCGAACCAGUUAAGUUUGCUAUUGUGACUAAAAAUGGUGCGAAAUUUGAAGACUUAGACAUAGAAGGUUUGUUAGCAGUCAAAGAAAAUUUUGACAGAAAGUUCUCAAAACUCGAAGAAGGCAAAGCAUACAAACUUGUUAUACCUUAUGAACCAAAGAAAGCAGACGACUAUGAAUAUUAUGAGUCUAAGAUAGUUGAAGUUCAAGGUAAAUUGGGUAAAAAGAUUUUAGAGUCUAAACCAGUGUUUGCUCCUAAAGAGGAAGAGAACAUUGACAUUGACCCAGAAAUGUUCUAA